Messenger RNA from Schizosaccharomyces osmophilus, 1935 nucleotides. It is a transcript of the gene pabp, whose product is annotated as major poly(A) binding protein Pabp/Pab1. The record is from RefSeq and is a predicted model, not a curated record. Gene Ontology annotation, cellular component: ribonucleoprotein complex. The transcript has a single exon. The coding region runs from base 1 to 1935 and encodes 644 amino acids. NCBI's taxonomy places the organism in Eukaryota, Fungi, Ascomycota, Schizosaccharomycetes, Schizosaccharomycetales, Schizosaccharomycetaceae. Gene Ontology annotation, molecular function: RNA binding.
AUGGCUCUUACGGAUCUGAAUAAGCAAGCUGACGUCGCCGCUGAGAGCGAAGUUAAGCCCACUACCUCUGUUGAGGCUACCAACCAACAGGAAUCUGGUGCUGGUGAAGCUGAAACCCAAAAGCCCACCGAGGAAGCUGCUUCCGGUGAUGUUUCUGGUGCUGGUACCCCUGGUACUACCACCAGCUCUUUAGCUAACCCCUCUGCUAGCGCUCCCUCUAGUGCUUCCUUAUAUGUUGGUGAACUCGACCCCAGUGUGACUGAAGCUAUGCUUUUUGAGCUCUUUAACAGUAUUGGACCUGUGGCAAGCAUUCGUGUUUGCCGUGACGCCGUUACUCGUCGCUCUUUGGGCUAUGCUUAUGUCAACUUCCACAACAUGGAAGACGGUUCCAAGGCUUUGGACGAGCUUAACUACACUUUGAUCAAGGGCCGUCCUUGCCGUAUCAUGUGGUCUCAACGUGAUCCUUCUUUGCGUAAGAUGGGUACUGGCAACGUUUUCAUUAAGAACUUGGAUCCAGCUAUCGAUAACAAGGCUUUGCACGACACUUUCUCUGCUUUCGGCAAGAUUUUGUCCUGUAAGGUUGCUGUCGAUGAGCUAAGCAACUCUAAGGGAUACGGAUUUGUUCAUUUCGACACUGUCGACUCUGCCAACGCAGCCAUUGAGCACGUUAAUGGCAUGCUUUUGAACGACAAAAAGGUUUACGUUGGUCACCACGUUAGCCGUCGUGAGCGUCAAUCUAAGUUUGAGCAAAUGAAGGCUAACUUCACCAACGUUUACGUCAAAAACCUUGACACUGAAAUCACCGAACAAGAAUUCAGUGAUCUCUUUACUCCCUUUGGUGAAAUCACCUCUCUUUCUUUGGUCAAGGACCAAGCUGACAAGCCCCGUGGUUUUGGUUUUGUCAACUUCGCUAACCAUGAGGAUGCUGAAAGGGCCGUCGAUGAGCUCAACGAUACAGAAAUCAACGGUAAGAAGCUCUAUGUUGGCCGCGCUCAAAAGAAGCACGAACGUGAAGAUGAGCUCCGCAGACGUUAUGAGCAAAUUAAGAUGGAAAAGAUGAACAAAUACCAAGGCGUCAACCUUUUCGUCAAGAACUUGCAGGAUGAAGUUGAUGAUGAGCGUCUUAAGAACGAAUUCUCUGCUUUCGGUACCAUCACUUCCGCCAAGGUUAUGACUGAUGAACAAGGCAAGUCUAAGGGCUUCGGUUUCGUUUGCUACACUACCCCUGAGGAGGCUAACAAGGCUGUUACUGAAAUGAACCAGCGCAUGCUCGCUGGCAAGCCUUUGUAUGUUGCCCUUGCUCAACGUAAGGAGGUUCGUCGUACUCAAUUGGAAGCCCAAAUUCAAGCCCGCAACCAAUUCCGUUUACAACAACAAGUUGCAGCUGCCGCUGGUAUCCCUGCUGUUCAAUACGGUGGUGGCCCUCUCAUGUAUGGCCCCGGUGGUUACCCCAUCCCUGCUGCCGUUAACGGACGUGGUAUGCCCAUGGUUCCUGGUCACAAUGGCCCUAUGCCUAUGUACCCCGGAAUGCCUCCUCAAUUUCCCCCCGGUGUCGCUCCCACUUACCCUGGUAUGAGCCCUCGUGGACCCGCUCCCGUCCCCGCUCAAGGUCGUCCUAUGAUGAUGCCCGGUGGUGUUCCUCAGCCUGAGGCUGCCGAAUCUGCUGUUCCUGAUAUGCCUGAAAGAUUCACUGCUGCCGAUUUGGCUGCUGUUCCUGAGGAGAACAGAAAGCAAGUUCUUGGUGAAUUGCUCUACCCCAAGAUCUUCAUGCGUGAAGAGAAACUUGCUGGUAAGAUUACUGGUAUGCUUUUGGAAAUGCAAGAUUCUGAGUUAUUGGAACUUCUUGAGGAAGAUGCUGCUCUUAGCGAGCGUAUCGAUGAGGCCCUCAAUGUCUUGCACGAAUUUGCCGAUGAAGAGCCUGCCGGUGAGCAAUAA